Ylistrum balloti is the source of this 1400-nucleotide messenger RNA. Its product is annotated as DNA polymerase beta-like. The record is from RefSeq and is a predicted model, not a curated record. Gene Ontology annotation, biological process: double-strand break repair via nonhomologous end joining. Gene Ontology annotation, molecular function: DNA-directed DNA polymerase activity; DNA binding. NCBI's taxonomy places the organism in Eukaryota, Metazoa, Mollusca, Bivalvia, Pectinida, Pectinidae. The coding region runs from base 44 to 1054 and encodes 336 amino acids. Gene Ontology annotation, cellular component: nucleus. The transcript is spliced from 13 exons.
CUCUAAGGUUUGCCUUCCGCUGAGGGUAAAUCCGGUUGUCGCUAUGAGUAAGAGGAAAGCUCCAACUUCAGACAAUGUCAACUCGGAAUUCUGCGACUUUUUGAUGGAAUUGGCAAACUAUGAAAAGAAUGUCAAUCGUGCGAUGCACAAAUACAAUGCCUACAGGAAAGCAGCAGGUGUUCUAGCUAAGCAUCCAGUCCGCAUCAACACUGGAGAAGAGGCAAAAAAGCUGGAUGGAAUUGGAGAUAAAAUUUCAAAAAAGAUUGAUGAAUUUGUACGAACAGGAAAGCUUGUCAAGUUAGAAAAGAUCCGAGCCGAUGACACCAGUGUGGCCAUCAAUGCCUUAACUAAAGUGACUGGUAUAGGGCCUGCUGCAGCCCAGAAACUAGUACAGGAGGGCAUUAUGACCGUGGAAGAUCUACGGAAGCAUACCGACAAACUCAAUCAUCACCAGCAGAUUGGUCUCAAAUAUUAUGAAGAUUUUGAAAAAAGAAUUCCCAGACAUGAAGUCAUUCAAUUAAGGGAUGUUGCUGUUAAGGAGAUAAAACAACUGGACAGUGAAUACACAUGUGAUGUAUGUGGCAGUUUCCGUCGAGGUGCAGCAUCCAGUGGUGAUAUAGAUAUUUUGAUGACUCAUCCUUCAUUCACUUCAGAAUCUGGGAAAAAGCCCAAGUUGUUAGCCCAGGUAGUGGAAAAGCUGGAAGCUUGUGGACUUGUGACAGACAGACUUUCAUUGGGAGAUGUUAAGUUCAUGGGUGUGUGCCAGCUUGGGGACACCGACAGCCAGAAAGACCGAGCCUUCCAACGGAUUGAUAUCAGGUUAAUACCAAAUGAUCAGUACUACUGUGCAUUGAUCUACUUCACUGGCAGUGACCAGUUCAACAAAAAUAUGAGAGCACAUGCAUUAGAGCAGGGCUUCACUCUCAACGAAUACUGUUUGAGGCCACUUGGUAGUACAGGUACUCCAGGAGAACCUCUUCCUGUAUCUUCUGAAGAAGAUAUCUUUGAUUACCUUGGAAUGGAGUUUAAAAACCCAGAAGAGAGAAAUCUGUAGACUGAAGGGGAGAUUUAUCAGCUGAGGAUAUUUAAUUUUUUGGACAGUACAUGUAGUUAGUCAUUACCAGUAGUUCAUCUCAAGGAUAUCAAUGUAUUGUUUGUGUUUUGUUGUUGUGUUAUAAUGUAAAAUGUAAAUAUUCAUUGAUAAAUUUUUAUCAUGCUAUUUCUUACUCAACAUCAUACUUUUUUUACAAUUUUGUAAGGGGGUAAAUGAGAUUGAAACUAUGGUUUAUUGAAGGUGUAUUUAGAUGUAUGUCAGCGAUUUGAUAUAAAGUAUAACAUUGUUUACAUCAUUUCAAUCAUCUUAAUUCAACUUUGUCCAAUAAAUGUAUGAAUAUUUUCUA